AUGGGGCUGGAGCUUUUCUUGGACUUGUACUCGCCCCCCUGCCGCUCAGUCUACCUCUUUGCGCGCAGGAAUGCCAUCCCCUUCGAGCUGCGUUCAGUGGAGCUGAUGCGAGGUGAGCACCUCAAGCCAGAGUUUCUGGAGGUGAACCCGCUGGGAAAGGUGCCUGCCCUUAGGGAUGGUGACUUCAGGCUGGCUGAGAGCGUGGCCAUUCUCUCCUACUUGUGUCGCAAGUACAGUGCGCCCUCGCACUGGUACCCGCCGGACCUGCACACGCGCGCCCUUGUGGAUGAGUUCAUGGCCUGGCAUCACACAGCUAUUCGGCAGCCCAUGAACAGGAUGCUGUGGAUCAAGCUGCUGAUCCCGAUGAUCACAGGCGAGGAGGUACCAGCCGAGAAGAUGGAGAAGACCCUGGAGGAGGUGAACAACAGCCUCCAAAUGUUUGAGGAGAAGUUUCUUCAGAACAGGCUGUUCAUCACGGGGGACCACAUCUCACUGGCAGAUUUGGUGGCCUUGGUGGAGAUGAUGCAGCCCAUGGGGGGCAACCACAACGUUUUCCUCUACAGUUCCAAGCUGGCUGAGUGGCGCAUGCGUGUGGAGCUGACCAUCGGCUCAGGCCUCUUCAGGGAGGCACAUGACCGGCUAGUGAAGCUGGCCGAGUGGGACUGCUCGACACUUGAUCCUUCCGUCAAGGACAGGAUCUGUGAGUACCUGCAGAAGCUUAAGUGA
This is a messenger RNA of Elephantulus edwardii (Cape elephant shrew), 726 nucleotides long. RefSeq names its product glutathione S-transferase theta-4-like. The record is from RefSeq and is a predicted model, not a curated record. Gene Ontology annotation, cellular component: cytoplasm. The coding region runs from base 1 to 726 and encodes 241 amino acids. Gene Ontology annotation, molecular function: glutathione transferase activity. Lineage: Eukaryota; Metazoa; Chordata; Mammalia; Macroscelidea; Macroscelididae. The transcript has 5 exons. Gene Ontology annotation, biological process: glutathione metabolic process.